Arachis stenosperma is the source of this 633-nucleotide messenger RNA. RefSeq lists its product as uncharacterized. NCBI's taxonomy places the organism in Eukaryota, Viridiplantae, Streptophyta, Magnoliopsida, Fabales, Fabaceae. The coding region runs from base 1 to 633 and encodes 210 amino acids. The record is from RefSeq and is a predicted model, not a curated record. The transcript is spliced from 2 exons.
AUGGGUGUUGAACACCCAGAUAAGGGAGGCCAAGCAUGUGUAAGUUCAGGAAACACCCUUCCUAAGCAAGCUAGUAAUCCUCCUUCUGGCACUACGGACACUAACCCUGCACCAUUCAGAACACUUGAGAACAGGACCAGGAUGCCCCACAAGAAGGAUUGGAGGGAGGUAGAGACAGUCCUCCUCACUGAAGAAGGUAGUGCAGUCAUCCAGAGGACCCUACCGGAGAAACUGCAAGAUCUUGAGAGUUUUGUAAUACCCUGUACUCUCGAAGACGGUUGCACAAGGAAAGUUCUAUGUGAUCUUGGAGCAAGCAUCAAUCUGAUGCCUUCAUCACUGAUAAGAAAACUUGGGAUCAAAGAAGUCAAGCCUACCCGCAUCUGCCUCCAGCUCGCUGAUGGCUCCACCAAGUUCUCAUCAGGAGUGGUUGAAGACUUGAUCGUAAGGGUUGGACCCUUUGUGUUUACCACAGACUUCAUUGUGUUGAAUAUGGAAGAACACAAGAAUGUAUCCAUUAUUCUAGAGAGACCCUUUCUGGCUACAGGAAGGACCCUCAUUGAUGUGCAAAAACGGGAAGUGACACUAAGAGUCGAUGAGGAUGAAUUCGUACUGAAUGCUACCAAGGUCAUGUAG